Molecule: messenger RNA, 1137 nt
Organism: Exophiala spinifera
Lineage: Eukaryota; Fungi; Ascomycota; Eurotiomycetes; Chaetothyriales; Herpotrichiellaceae
Exons: 1
Coding region: 1-1137 (378 amino acids)
Biological process (GO): ceramide biosynthetic process
Cellular component (GO): membrane
Molecular function (GO): sphingolipid delta-4 desaturase activity
Source: RefSeq, a predicted model, not a curated record
AUGGCCACCGCAACCGAAACCCAGUCUCUUCGGAGGCUUCAACGCAGCCAGGCUUCUCCGAAGGCCGACCCUCAGGGUCAAAUCGAAAGAGAAGACCCAAGUCACGGUCAAGAAACAGUGGAAGAUAAAUUCUUCUGGACAUACACUGAAGAGCCCCAUCGAACCCGGAGGCAAGCAAUCAUUAAAGCACACAAGGAAGUCUUGCAGCUGUGCGGACCGGAACCACUCACUAAAUACCUUGUCCUGGCGGUCGUCCUGCUACAGAUUACCUGUGCCAGCUUGCUCCGGAACAGUGCUGUAUUCUCGUGGCCGUUCUUCCUGACAGCAUAUAUUGUUGGUGCCAGUGCCAACCAGAACCUCUUCCUUGCAAUCCACGAAAUCAGCCACAACCUGGCCUUCCGAACCCCAAUCUAUAACAGGCUCUUCGCCAUCUUCGCAAACCUCCCCAUCGGCAUCCCAUACUCCGCUGGGUUCCGACAGUAUCACUUGACGCACCAUAAGUCAUUGGGGGUGGAUGGGGUUGAUACCGAUCUGCCCACAGCGCUUGAGGCUAUCUUCUUGGACUCAGUGCUGGGCAAAGCCUUCUUCUGCACCUUUCAGCUCAUCUUUUAUGCCAUAAGACCAAUGAUGGUCUACAAGAUCCCUUUUGGUCCGGUACACUACACCAAUAUCGUUGCACAGAUUGUCUUCGACAUCCUCAUCCUUCGCUACCUGGGAACCAAAGCACUCGUCUACCUGCUAAUGAGCUCAUUCCUUGCUGGGUCCUUGCACCCUUGUGCUGCCCACUUUAUCUCCGAGCAUUAUGUCUUCUCGAAGUCUCCCAUGGUGAAUGGAAAGAUGCCCAAGGACGUUCCGAUUCCUGAGACGUUUUCGUAUUACGGGCCUCUAAAUGUGCUCACCUACAAUGUUGGCUAUCAUAACGAACACCACGAUUUCCCUGCCAUCCCCUGGACUCGGCUACCUAAGGUUUAUGAGAUAGCUCGGGAGUUCUAUGACCCUUUGCCGUGUCAUAAGAGUUGGCCCUUGGUUCUGUGGCAGUUUAUCACUGAUAAAGAGGUGGGUAUGUGGUGUCGUGUGAAAAGAGCGGAAGGUGGACGCAUUGUUGGUGGCUGGACGGAUGGUGAGGUCCAGAGUUGA